AUGGCGAUCCUAACAACUCCUCCAACCUGGACCACAGUCAUCAACAGCUCCUUGGACCCAGGUGGCACAGGAGACACCUACAAGUGCAUAUUUGAUGAGGACUUCAAGUAUGUCCUGCUGCCAGUCUCCUACAGCAUCGUGUGCGUGGUGGGGCUCUUUCUCAACCUGCUGGCCCUCUAUGCCUUCAUCUUCAGGAUCAAGACCUGGAACGCCUCCACCACGUACAUGUUCAACCUGGCUGUGUCCGACACGCUCUACGUGGUCUCCCUGCCCCUCCUGGUGUAUUAUUAUGCCAUGGGGGACAACUGGCCCUUCAGUGUGGGCUUGUGUAAGAUAGUCCGCUUCUUGUUUUACACCAACCUCUACUGCAGCAUCCUUUUCCUCCUCUGCAUCAGCAUCCAUCGAUUCCUGGGCAUCUGCUUCCCCCUGAAGUCGCUGCAGUGGGGACACGUUCGCUACGCCCGGAGGGUGUCGGUCAUCGUGUGGGUGGUGACCGUCGUGUGCCAGUCGCCCAUUCUCUUCUUCGUCACCACCAGCACGAAGCGUGGCACCAUCACCUGUCACGACACGUCCAGCAAGGACCUCUUUGGCCAGUUUGUCAUUUACAGUUCGGUGAUGCUGGUGCUGCUCUUCUGCAUCCCUUUCCUCAUCAUCAUCGUCUGCUACUGCCUAAUGGCCCGGAGGCUGCUGCAGCCCACACGGGGGAUCUCCCGGCUGUCCCGAUCCAAAAAGAAGUCAGUCAAGAUGAUAAUCAUCGUCUUGGUGGUCUUCAUUGUUUGUUUUCUUCCUUUCCAUGUCACUCGUACCUUGUAUUACUCCUUCCGGAGCUGGGACUUGAGCUGUCAGACCCUCAAUGCUAUCAAUUUAGUCUAUAAGGUGACUCGUCCCCUAGCUAGCACCAACAGCUGCUUGGAUCCCAUUUUGUAUUUCUUAGCAGGACAACGAUUUAUGAAGUUUGCGGGCAACAAAAUGCCAGGGAAGCCUCAAAAUGAAGUGGCACUGGGCAUCGUGCCCAACAGUCACCUGGGAACCAGUAACAACACAGAUACGUUAUCCAAGGAUGUGAAAUCCUAG
Messenger RNA from Nipponia nippon (crested ibis), 1074 nucleotides. The record is from RefSeq and is a predicted model, not a curated record. NCBI's taxonomy places the organism in Eukaryota, Metazoa, Chordata, Aves, Pelecaniformes, Threskiornithidae.